Messenger RNA from Pollicipes pollicipes, 3744 nucleotides. Its product is annotated as liprin-alpha-2. Gene Ontology annotation, cellular component: presynaptic active zone. Gene Ontology annotation, molecular function: protein binding. Lineage: Eukaryota; Metazoa; Arthropoda; Thecostraca; Pollicipedomorpha; Pollicipedidae. Gene Ontology annotation, biological process: synapse organization. The record is from RefSeq and is a predicted model, not a curated record.
AGUGAACUGAUAAAGAAAUAGUGUAUAGGAAAUUUUGUGUUAGGAGUGAACUGUAGCCGUUAUAUUAAUGUAGAUUGGUGGAAAAGAUAACCCAAAAUGUCUUACAUGAUGUCAAUGUGCGACGUGAUGCCCACAAUCUCUGAGGACAAUGUGAGUCAGCGCAACUCAUCGUUUGGUGGGGAAGACCCAAACUUUGAGGAAUUGAUGGUCUCCAUGCUAGGGGAGCGCCAGAAGCUAAUGGAAACAAAUCGUGAUAUUCAAGAACGACUCCAUGAAACAGAAACACGAUUACAUGAAGUGGAAGAGGAGAGAAACAAUUUACAAAAACAGAUAGAUGCCAACCUUCCUCAGGAAUUCACGUCGUUGACGAAGGACCUGAACCAGGCGCGGCAAGAGGCGUCGGCGCUCACCAAAGAACUGAACCAGGCCAGGGACCAAAUACUGGAGAAGGAAGAGGAGAUUGCCGAACUGAAAGCGGAGAGAAACAACACCAGGCUGUUGCUGGAACACCUGGAAUGUCUGGUGGCGCGGCAUGAGAAGUCGCUCAAGAUGACCGUGGUGAAGCGCCAGGCGGCCGCCCAGCAGGGCGUCUCCUCCGAGGCCGAGGUGCUCAAGGCGCUCAAGAGCCUGUUCGAGCACCACAAGGCGCUGGACGAGCGCGUCCGGGACCGGCUGCGAGUCGCGCUCGAGAAGAACAACGCGCUGGAGGAGGAGCUCAAUAACACCAAGGACGAGCUGAACUGGGUGAAGCUGGGCAAGCUGGAGGCCAAGCCGGCGCCGGCGGCUCCGGACGCCGGCGGCGACGCCGAGUCGGAGGCGCCGUCCAACGGGCACCCGGCCGGCGCCGGCGGCUCGCUCACCAACGGCGGCAUCGAGGCGGUGGCCGAGGAGGCGGCCGCCGAGCUGCGCAAGAUCAUCGAGAUCCAGACCACCGAGAUCACCGCCUCCCAGCGGCGCGUCUUGGAACUACAGACGCGCGUCGCCGAGCUAGAGGACGCACUGGCGCGCUGCCAGAAGGACCUGGCUAAGGAGCGCGACGUCACCAGCAAGCUGCAGCGGGACCUGAAGGAGAACAACGCCCAGAAGCUGGACCAGGAGGAGCGAAUCGCCACGCUGGAGCAGCGGUACCUGAACGCUCAGCGUGAGUCGACGGCGCUACGCGACAACGGCGAGAAGCUCGAGGAGGAGCUCAAGAACAAGGAGGCGCAGCUCAAGCUGCAGAACGAGAAGAUCCUGGCUAUCCAGGAGAAGCUGGAGCUGACGGAGCAGAAGCUGGCGCAGUACUCGAAGCUGCCGGACGUGGAGGAGGAGCUGCGCCGGAGGAUGGCAGCCCUGACGCAGGCGCAGGAGCGUCACGGCUCGGCCGAGGACCGGAUCGGCCGGCUCGAGUCCCAGCUGGAGGAGAAGGGCAGCGAGGUGAUCCGCAUGGCGCAGCGGCUCAAGAUGAACGAGGAGCACAACGCCCGCCUCUCGGCCACCGUCGACAAACUGCUCUCCGAGUCUAACGAGCGGCUCCAGCUGCACCUGAAGGAGCGCAUGACGGCGCUCGAGGAGAAGAACUCGCUGACCCAGGAGCUGGACCACACCCGCAAGGUGCUGGAGGACAUGCAGCUGGAGAAGGGCGGACUCCUGCAGGAGAUGUCCAAGCUGCACCUGGACAUGGAGGCGAUGAAGCAGCAGAUGCUCACCCAGGAGAUCGCCUACAACAUCCAGCAGACGGAAGCGCUGACCAGGAAUCUGUCGCCGAGCGGCGGCGGCGCGGCCGGCGAGCCGGCCGGCUUUGUGCGCUCGUCGAGCCGCGGCAGCUUCGACGCGCGCUCGCUGCCGCGCCGGCCGGGCUCGCGGCUGGCGGCCGCGGCGGCCGGCGCCGCCGACAAGCUCGACGGCGAGUGGGAGGGCGCUGCCGCCGCCGCCGCCGCCGGCUACGACGAGGACGAGGUGGAGGACGCCGAGAGCAUCUUCUCGACGCUGUCGCCCACCGGCCACACAGAUGCGCAGACGCUGGCCAUCAUGCUGCAGGACCAGCUGGACGCCAUCAACAACGAGAUCAGGAUGAUCCAGGAGGAGAAGCAGAACACGGAGCUGCGUGCCGAGGAGCUGGAGUCGCGCGUCGGCAGCGUGGAUCACUUGAACCUGCUGUCGCGCUCGGGCCGCCUCUCGCCGCCGCUUUCGGGCCGGUCCACGCCCAAGUCGGCGCUGUCGCCGCAGCGCGCCGAGGCGCUCAUGAAGUACCACACGGCCCCUGCCGGGAUGUCCCCCGCCAUGCUGUACGGGCCGCACGGGCUGGAAGGACAGCGGUCGACUCCGAAGACGGUGGCCGACGGCAGCCCGCCAGCCAUGCGCUGUCAACGCUUCCAGGCGUACAACCCGGACGACAACCUGAGCCGCUCGCUGCCGCACAACGCCACUAUGCGGGACCCCUCGACGAUCCCGGGCCGCGGCCUGAGCGCCCUCCACCCGGAGCACGCGCAGUUCAUCAGGCAAUCAUUCGGCGACAGCUCGCACUCGACGCCGUCGUCCGUGUCGUCGACCAACAGCAGCCAGGACUCGCUGCACAAGCACGCGGCCGUCAAGAAGCGCGGCUUCAAGUCUUCGCUCGGCCGCUUCUUCAGCAAAAAGGAGAAGCGGGCGUUUGACCUGCACCAGAGUCAGGCGGCGGCGGCGGCGGCCGCUGCCAUGGGCCGGCCAGUGGACCUCUACUCGCCCGACACCACCGACGGCGGUCUCGACUCGCCCGGCGUCACCGUCUCCACGCCCAAAGCCGACUUCGACAGACGCACCAAGAAAAAGCACGAGCUGCUGGCCGAGGCGAUGAAGGCCGGCACGCCGUUCGCGCUGUGGAACGGCCCGACGGUGGUGGCCUGGCUGGAGCUGUGGGUCGGCAUGCCGGCCUGGUACGUGGCCGCCUGCCGCGCCAACGUCAAGUCGGGCGCCAUCAUGUCGGCGCUGAGCGACACCGAGAUCCAGCGCGAGAUCGGCAUCAGCAACCCGCUGCACCGGCUCAAGCUGCGGCUGGCCAUCCGCGAGAUGGUCAACCUCACCUCGCCGUCGGCGCCCAACAGCUCGCGGCUCAUGCACAACUUCGCCGAGAUGAACCACGAGUGGAUCGGCAACGAGUGGUUGCCGUCGCUCGGCCUGCCCCAGUACCGCACCUCGUUCAUGGAGUGUCUAGUGGACGCGCGCAUGCUGGAGCACCUGCUGCACCUGAACAAGAAGGACCUGCGCGGCUACCUGAAGCUGGUCGACGCCUCGCACAGGAACAGCCUGCACUUCGGCAUCCAGUGCCUGAAGCGGGUCGACUAUGACCGCAACGAGUUGGAGCGGCGGCGACGCGCGUGCGAGACGGAGCUGGCCGAUGUCUUCGUCUGGACGAACGAGCGCGUCAUCCAGUGGGUGACCAGCAUUGGCCUCAAGGAGUACACCUCCCAGCUGACCGAGUCGGGCGUACACGGCGCGCUCAUCGCGCUCGACGACAAUUUCGAUUACAACUCGCUCGCUCUGGCGCUGCAGCUGCCUACAGCCAACCAGCAGGCGCACCAGGUGCUGCGGCAGGAGUUCAAUCGCCUGCUGGUGUCGGGCACCCAUCGGCAGGUGGACGAGUCCAAGUCGUGAACAGACCGCCCCCUAGCGGACGAGUCCACGCUGGGCGCCGGCCGCUAGUGACGGUCGGCCCCACUGGGGGGCGGGCGGUCCGAGGCGCAGUUACCAGGGGCCGGCGCCGCGGCCGCGGCCCGACUGGGCGGA